Messenger RNA from Paramecium pentaurelia, 1932 nucleotides. NCBI's taxonomy places the organism in Eukaryota, Ciliophora, Oligohymenophorea, Peniculida, Parameciidae. The record is from the annotation of a GenBank genome assembly.
AUGAAAUUUUACUUACUUUUAUAUUUCUUACACUUUAAUUGCUAUCAAAUUAUAUUGAAUUCUACUAGAUAAAUAAUAAAUGAGUUUUGUGUCAAUCAUGAAAGCAAAAAAGAUUUAAUUAUUGUUGUAGAAGAUAUAAUUGAAGAAUAAUUGGAAAUCUAAUGGGAAUUAUUGCAUAUCAAUUCAGAUCCUGCUAUGACUGUUAAUGGAUGUUUAACUUAACAAUAUUAAAAACGUGCAUAUGCAGAUUGGGCUGUUAGAUUGGGUAAUUAAAUUUUGGUUGCAGAGAGACAAGAAUUUAAUUUUACACUAUAGGAACCUCGUAAAUUCUAUAAUUUAAUUGAAAUGCCUAUUUUCAAUGCUAGUUAUGUAUUUGUUAUGAAUGGAAUUAUAUUUCAAAUUAAUUAAACUAAACUUUAAAUGAAUUCAGAUUAUUUCAUUAGAGUUACAGGAAUACAUAAUAAAACUAAAAUUUAGUUAUUUUCUUAAUUGUUAUAAAUUCGUAUUAUGAUUUUAAAAGGAGAUCUAAUACCUAAAUAAAUUGUUUCCUUAUAAAAAUUAGUAAAUCCAGACUAAACUUAAAUUAUUUUAUCAACAUCCUUAAUUUAUGAUUGGAAGAUUUUCAUCAAAGAUCCUACUAGAUUUGGUCCUAUUUUAUCAACUAUCUCUGAAUAGAAAACAUCUUUUAUUAAUAUAUCAUUAACACCAACAUGGACUGAUAAAUUAUAUGUAAUAACAAUUAUUGUUAUUGAUUCAGAUGGUACUUAAUACUACUCAACUGAUUGGUUUCAUUAAAUAGGUCAAUAGUGGAUCUCUUAAUCUUUGAUUGAUUGUAAUAUCACAAUUCUAUCUGACAAUAAUCUAACAAAUUGGACAUAAAGAUAUUCUUGUUUAGAAUGGUAAACUGGAGAAUUAAAAGUAUUACUACCCUAAUAUGAUUAUAUGUAUCUAUCCUAAAAUUCAGAUUGUAAUAACAAUGGAUAGUUGCAAUCUUCUUAUUAGCCAUUAUAAUAUUGUCUUUGCAAAGAUAAUUAUACAGGAUAUCAAUGUAAAUCUUAUCUAGAUGAAUUAAAUUAUAAUUAAACUUAAUCUUAUUUCCAUAUUCUAAUCAAUGAUUUUCAAACUUAAACAUUGGAUAAGUAAUUUUAUCUCAAUAAAAAUAGCUCCACUUAUCAAAGAAUACUAUACUUAUUGGUCAAACAAACAUAAGGAUUUGAUUAAAUGUUAUUUGAUUUAGUAAACUCUAAAUCAUUCUAUUUUGGCCAACAAUUACUUUUAAUUUAUGAUACUUUAGCCAUUAAAUCCAUUAUUAAUAAUAACAAUAAUAUAACCUAAGAUAUCUUCAAAUCUGUUUCAAAUAUUAAAAAUUUAUUUGAAAUGACUGGAAUAAUUUCAUACACUAAUUUUAUCUUUUAUAUUUCAACCAUAAAUUAAUUAAAAAAAAUUGAUAAUAAUACAUUCUUAUUAGAAUAUACAUCAAAUACAUUUGUUGAUUAUUCAUCUAAAUGUAUAUUUUUGAGUUCCAGUUUUAUCUUUGCUUAAAUGACACUUUACUCCCCUUAAUUUAGCUAUUUUAUUGGAAAAAAUAUUUAUUCAUAAUACAUGAAUUGUUAAGUCUUCUCAAUUAAUACUAAUCUUAUUUUAAAUAUCAAUACCAAUAUAACUAUUGUAACAAACUAUUUGAUAAGCUAAAUUUAAAGGCCUACUUAAUUAAGAUGCAAAUCUAAUUCUACUAUCAAUUUAUGCAAGAUACAUAAACUAUAUGACAAUUAUGCAGAAUCUAGUUUUGAUUCUUACUUUGGACCAUAUGUAAUUGAAAGAUCACCUAUCCAAAAAACAUUUGAUUAUCAAACAAUUGUAGAAUCAAUUUAAAAUCCAUCCUUUGAAUUAUUAUUAAAUUUCAUAAUUAUAUAAAUUUUAUUUGUUUUAUGA